This is a messenger RNA of Cimex lectularius (bed bug), 718 nucleotides long. RefSeq lists its product as uncharacterized. NCBI's taxonomy places the organism in Eukaryota, Metazoa, Arthropoda, Insecta, Hemiptera, Cimicidae. The record is from RefSeq and is a predicted model, not a curated record. Bases 133 to 492 code for a protein of 119 amino acids. Gene Ontology annotation, molecular function: chitin binding. Gene Ontology annotation, cellular component: extracellular region. The transcript has 4 exons.
CUUCGCCUCCCGUCAUCAUCCGACACAACAGCAUCCAGUAGUGAACAGUGCAGUGCUGACAGACCGCUGUGGAUUUUUGGAUUUAAGACAGACGGCCAACGUGACAAAGAAGGAAAAUCAACAUCAGCAGAGAUGGAAUCUACAUCUUGGACAAUCGCCCUUUCUGCCGUCGUCGCCCUCCUCUAUGUCCAUUGGGCGGCAAGUCAAGGAGCGCUUGAAUACCCAACUUACAACGAGGUGCCACAGGGUCUCAUGUUUUCCUGCAGCUCCCGCCCCCCGGGCUACUAUGCUGAUCCUCAAGCUCAAUGUCAAGUGUGGCACUGGUGCCUUCCGUCCGGGGCGAUGUACAGCUUCCUCUGUCCCAACGGAACCGUCUUCAACCAAGCUGUCAGGGUGUGCGACUGGUGGUUCAACGUCGAUUGUCCAUCAUCCCCGGAUCGCUAUAACGUAAACGAUGACCUCUACCGCGACGCCAAAGGCAAUUACAUCUAGUGUCAACUAGUGCCAAGAGAUCGAGUUCUAAUACCAAAAGGAACAAAAGUUCCUUGUCCAACGUUACCAACGGCAGAAUCAUAAAUUUAUUUACUUUGAUAUUUGUAACAUACAAGUUUCCCAUGAAAACCGAAAGGUUUAUCCUUAUUUUAAACCAUAUUUUGUACCUAAAUAUGUUGACAUUUUUUAUACAUACUUUUUUUUGUAAUUUGUAAUUUAUGUUAAA